Molecule: messenger RNA, 4395 nt
Organism: Seminavis robusta
Lineage: Eukaryota; Bacillariophyta; Bacillariophyceae; Naviculales; Naviculaceae
Source: the annotation of a GenBank genome assembly
AUGUCUGAAGAACUGUCUCUUCAAGCACAAUCUAAUAUUGAAGAAAAUGACAAGAAUUCGGAAACCCAAACUGUGUUGUCAUCUCAGCCAGAAUAUCAGUUGAAAGAUGAGGAAGGACAUAUGGCAGCAGCUACAAUGAGAAUUGGAUCGAUUAUUAGUGGAGCUACUAAUUGUUCUGAAGUUCUUAAAGAAGUGCAAAAGAAUUUGAACUCUGGCUAUUAUCCAAGAGUUGUGGCAAGUUUUUGGCAUCAUGGGCGAAAGCUGACUGACGAAAUUAAUUUGAAAAGCAAGUUCUCACAGAAAUGUACGAAAUUCAUCAAGUGGCAGCGCGAAAAUCCAGCUGAAUUUAAGAAAUCUAUUGCUGCUGAUUUUCUUAAAGAAUUGGACAAGAACUUCAUCUUGCUUCAAAUUACUUCAGAAGUCCUCAAUCAAAAUGCAGAAGCAGAAGCAAACAACACAGAAGAAAUCAACAAUAGUGUUACUUCUUUCAAUAAAAAGUGGCACUUAGCAUCACUCCCAAUUCCUUUCAAUGUUCUGAUGCUCACUGGAGGUCAGAUUGGAUUCGACAAAAAGGGUUUGAAGCAAAAGUUAUGGCUAUUGGAAUUCCAUAACCAACUGGAUAGCAACACAAGAAAGAUUGAAGCUGCUCGUUUGCUUUCAGAUGAUCAAAACGGUCUCUUGGACAUUCUUGCAAAGAAUCCCAUAGAUGCUGAUUUAAGAACAGCUGCUUUGGAAAAACUCAAGGCACAGUCAUGUGAUGUUAGCCUUUAUAGCAUUGAUCUUCCGUCAAGAGAAGCUUUACCCACAGAUGAAUGCAAAGCUAAUGUGAAUCUUUCUUCUAUGGUGGUACCUUUGUGUGGAGAAGAAUUAGAUUUUUCAGGAGUUGUUCACACUGAUAACUCUCCAAAAAUUACUACAUUUCAAGAUAUGCGAAAGUGGCUGAAUAUUCUGACAAACAAAGAUAUUGAAAAAAUUGAAUGGUUCAAACAAAUUACCAACAAUUUAAAGGCAUCUGGUGAUGAUCAAGAGGCAGCAAAAAUGUUUUAUUGUUAUCAAGCUAUAUUGGCAGCUUACAAAAGUUUUACAUUGGAAAGUUGGGAAGGUUGGAUUAAGCUUUAUGUUAUACUCUCAGUGCAAUCAUUUCAAGCAAAUCAAAAUGAUACAAACUCUGAAAGAAAUUUGAUUAACCGAAUUGAAGACUCCAAACUUCGAGCCAAAUUUAUAAUCCCUUCAAGCUUCCACGAAAUGAUUCGAAGAAUUCUGUUUCUGCAUCAAUAUUUAAUAAAUGUUCGAACAUCAGCACAAAACGGACAGGGGCGGAUUGUCAGUGCUCGCUUGGCCAUGACUUGUACAUUGCCUAGUGGACAACCUCAUGAAGGACAUUGCUUUGGAAUUGAAGAGAAAAAAUACUACAAAGACCUAUUAAAAGAUGCAGGUAUCAAUGUUAAUUCAGGUGUGCCAAAAUAUUUGCUCCCCCAUUUGAGCAAAUCAGUGCCAACAGUUCUUUGCGGACCCAAAUAUACAGAAGGAAGUUCCAUCUACAUGACAGAAUCACAAAUUCAAAAUAUCCAGUGGAAAAGUGGCCAGGUUUUGGAAGCCAUUGACAAUGCAACCCACAGAAACUUGCGUCAAUUACUCCCUGCUGUGAUGCAGGUUGUAGUAAAGCAGUUGGAUGAAAUUAGCUACUUUUGCUAUCAAAAAGAUGAUACACAACAGCAACAGAUGAUGUCGAAAAAUGUUUCAAUGCACUUCAAGCAAGUUCUACGUGUUUUUUUACGAGCACUUAUGCAAUAUGCAACAUGGAGCUCUGUGCAGGAGGAUCUUGGUACAGCUCUUUGCGGGUAUCUUGUGACUUGUCUAAAAACUAAACGAGUACAAAAAGGUUGGUCUCUCAAUCCAAAAGAUAAGGAUGACGAAAAAAUUCAAAAGCUUGAGAAGUUCAAGAAAGAAUGUACAGGUUGCUCAACUCUUAGACCGUUUAUGGUCACUGACAAAUAUGGAAAAGCGGCACUGCAAUGGGAAAAACAAACAGAGCUUGAAAAAUGGGCCAAAAAUGCUGUGAACAGGAGAUGGAGAAGCCCUUCUACUGAGGAAGCUGCUCUGGAAGAAGCUUUAAACCAGAAAGACAAAGACACAUUGGAUGAUCUCUCCUCUGAAGAUGAUUUCCUUCGCAUUAUUCUUCAUUGUAAGAAUGAUACAAAUUGGAAUCAGCUAAUUGGCUGUCAAGUUAAAAGUUUUGGAGCUGGUAAUCCAGUUACGCCCAGCAUCAUUGUACUUUUUAUUUGGCUCGGUGGGUGGUGUGUGUAUGAUCCAAUUUCGGCCAGACGCACUUAUGCCUUGGUGAAUAAUAAUGGGACUCCCAUCACAAAAAAAAAUGACUAUUGUCAGUACAAUCCGAACAAAGAUAAGAAGAUUACAGAGAAUGAGUUGUUUAAUGGAUUCACAAAAGUUAAAGUUGGCAAGAAUAAACCAUACGACAACCAGGAUCUUGCAAUUAAGACAAAUAUCCCUGCCAUAUUUGAUAUCCUUUGCUUGCUAAUCCACAAAAAUAUUUUGGAAAUAUGUUUUCCCAAUCAACAACUCAAAACAUACUAUGAAAAAACCCGUAAAGCUUCUUCAAUGACAGAAGAUUUCACAGAAGCAAUUAAUUUAAUUUCUUGGGAAUUGUUAUUACCUCAAAUUAAAUUGAAACCCUUAACUCAACAAGCUGAAGAGAAUGACAAGAAUACAAAAGAUGAUCAGAUUGGGCAAAACAUUUCUGGUGACAAUGGAAACAAUAGUCAACUGAAUCAAACUCAACAAACAGAAAAUGGUGACAAUAGAGAAGAGCACACAGACAUUGAGAAGAAUGCACCCAUGCCAAUUAUGGAUUUUCUCAAUCUGUUAUUAGGCUCAGAAACCUGUCAAAUUAGUGAAACUCAAAGGGCCCUUUGGACAAGAAUUCAGAAGGAGCUGAAUGAAAUUCUUGACAAUCCAGCAACGUUUCUGGAACACCUCCCAGAAAUUAUUGCUAAGAGAGAAAAACCCGUUGAUCCAAUAACAAAUGAAGUUGCAAUCCCCAAUAUAUAUUUAAAGGCAGCAGAGGCUCGGAAGCUUUUUGGCAUGGCUAAAGCAAGUGAUGCUCCCCAAGAACUGGAAAUUACGAAAGACGCUAUCAAGCAAACUGCAUUAGACUACAUUGGAAAAGGUUUGAAACUCACCACUGUCUACAAUUUCAUGGACUAUUCCACAAGCAAUAGACGAAGAUCUGAGUCUACCUUAAAGCAGGAGGACAUUUUAAGCUUAUUGGUGACACCUCCAAAACACCAAAAAGAAGGUCAAGCAAAAGCAAAAGCACUUCAAAAUCUUGAUGAGCAUCAGCACCAAAACUUAGGCAUAGCUGUAUAUAACUUUGCAAACGAGCUGGCAAGCUUUCGAUUGACAAAAAGACAGGAUGAUGAAGGGGAAACUAAGAUGACUUACGAAACGUGGCUUAAGCAAAUGUCUCGUGAAGAGUUAUAUCAGAGUUUAGGCUGCAGAAUAUUACCGGAUGAGGCUGUUGAUGAAAAUGUGAUUCCAGAAGAAAAUAACAAUGAAGAUGAGGAGAGUGAUGAAAAUGUGAUUUCAGAAGAAAAUAACAAUGAAGAUGAGGAGAGUGAUGAGGAGCAAGACAAAGAAGAUAAUUAUGAAGAAGAAGAGAAAGAGGAGUACACAGAGAUUGCAGAAGGUGCCGUUCAUUCAUGUCCCUUGAAUAUUCUCUGGGGAUUUCAAUUGAACCAGAAAUACGGAAACAGCUCCAGAAAUAAAGCCCACAAAAAAUUGAUUGACCGAAAUAUAUUCCAACAAUUUGUAAAUUUGCAGCGAGAUUACAGCAUUUUAGAAGGGAGAUUACACAAGCGAAAUCAGCAUAUUGAUGUGGUGGAAAAACAAGAUCAAGAUAAAGCAGCUGAAAUCGAAAUUUUGGAAGAAAAACUUAGAGCCGAAAAGAAACAAAAUUCAGUGCUCCAACAAGAACUGAAGAGAAAAACAGAGUUACUUGAGAAAUUACAAGCAAGCAGGAAUAAAAAUAAAAGAAGGCGAACUGAGGAACAACCAGAAGAAACAGCAUGUGCUGAGAAGAAAACUGAUAGUUCAAAAGAGAAUGCCUCAAUGCAGCGUCAAGAAAUUUUUCAAUCCAGGAAAGAAGCUAAUAUUACGAUACAGAAAGAUAUUACUUCUCAGUCAGCCAAACUAAAGGAUGUCAAACAAAAAGAGGCACAUACUACUGCUACUAAGAGAAAAACAUUGGAAAAGAAUCAACAAAAAGAGGGUCAACAGAAAAUAUUCAAAACAAAGUUGGUUCAGAAUAAGAAUGCACAACCAGACGAUUUAAACGCAUAUUCCAGCCACUUCAAAAGAUCUAUCGGAAUCUUUUGA